UCUAGUCACAUAUCAAAUAAAUGGGCCCUUGUUUUUGUUGGAAAGAUACAGUAAUAUAAUAAUGAUAACCAGGUUAAAAUAAGUAUCUUAGAGCAGUUCCUUAACAUUCAACAUUGGUAUUAAAAUGUUUUCCAGAGAGUAUAAUAUUCGGGGGUGAUAUCAAUAUUCAAUCUGUGAUAUCAAUAUGUCGGCAAGUGAAAUGUGUUUGUCAACACACGAUCGAUCCAAAUUUUAAUCACUUUUUCAAUGUUAAAUUGCCACGCGAUGUGGUUUUAACAACGAAAUUUAACUUAAAACGUUUAACGACAUAUAUAUCGCGACAUCAAUGGUAGAUUUACACCUGUUACUUUCAUGAACAAGACCAAAUAGUACAAAUAUGUGACUAAUUACGUAUAAUUAAUAAACUAUUCAUAUUUCCUACUCGUUAGCAAUCUGAUGUUUUUUUAUAACAAAACAACUCUGCCAAUUUGAAUCUAAGGCUUGUGUUAUGUGCAGUGUGUUAGGAUUUUGGAAAAAAGUGCCGCAUUAAAGUGACUGCGUUAUGCUUCACGUUUUACGUUAUUACAAAAAUCAAUAUUAUGCAGUGGUUACCUAAGUGCAAUUAGGUUGCAUUAAAUGACCUAAAAUUAAAUCGCAAUCGAUAAUAAUGUAGAAUUGUAGGGUGUGUACGUCCUUAACUCGGUCAAAAUGAUGGAAGGACUGUUAGUUCAGCGUGUAACGCCUUUACUUAAAUGUAUGGUGUUAUUCCUGUUUAUUUUUACGGCAAAAGUCCUGACGUCUAGGCCGCAUGAAUCACAGGACUUUAGAAACAGCAUACACCACCAGAAACCGGCACACUACGUAAGAACGUUCACUAAAUAUCACCACAGAAGAACUAUUCAAUGGAACAGCCAAGAUGCGACGUACUGGCCGGUAACUCAAGACGAACCGAAACUGAUCGCGAAAAGGAGUGUAGACAUUCUAAAUUCAAACGAUUUCUUAACUACCUCCGAUGAUGACCAGGAUUUUAAUCAGUUGGCAUCUGAAUCUGUGAGAGACAACAUCAUUACUGAUAAGAAUGAUAAAAAUUCGGGUAAAGACCAGAAUUCAUUGAGCAAUGAGGUAAAAAAAACCAAAGUGAAGGCAGCAGUUGUAAUCACGGAAAAGCCUACUACACACAGCUCGACCAUAACAUGUCUUUAUAAAAUAGAGAGUGUUGCCAUGAGUGUAACUCCAGUGUCUUAUGUAGAAGAUGAGAAUGAGCAGUUUGUGGUUGAGAAUAAAAUUUAUGACACAGGUACUCUAACUGAGACUACACUCCCAAAUGGUGAGGUUGUACAGGUUGAACAGUGCACAGAUCCUGAAGCAUACUGCUAUACUCUGUGGAAUCACGACAGUGAAGGCAACAUCACAGUUUUGGGACAAGGUUGCUGGCACUACUCUCAACCAGAGGGCAGCAACAGUUGCGACAAAUGCACUCGAGUGACGUCUAAACUCUUAGCCGGUGUAUUUUGUUGUUGCAGCAAGAGUUACUGCAAUGCUGACUUUACAUCACUUAAAGAAGAAACGGUCACAAUAAAAGCAGAAUCAACAAUGGAGAGUGCAACACAUCCUAAUUACUCGAGUAUUGUGGCAUCCGCCAUCUUAGCUCUGGUCGCCAUCCUAUUAAUGGCUAUAGUAUUUAGCAAAGUUUAUUGUAAACGUGUUGAGCUUGAUAAAGAUGAACUGAGUGAUGGAGUUGACCUGGAAAAAGGUGAAAUUAUGGGAAGCGGACCAGACGCCCUCGCGACUGGAUUACUAUGCGUUGAUAAUCUGACACUUAUAGAACACAUUGGCCAAGGUAAAUUCGGAUCCGUGUGGCGAGGCAGUCUAGGCUCGACCCCCGUCGCCGUAAAACUCUACUCAAGCCCAUCCGCGUGGCAUAAGGAGGCUUCCGUAUAUGCCAUACCACAUCUGGCGCAUCCCAACAUUUUGCGGUACUACGGCAGCGACAGUCGCGCGUCACUAAUGGAGGCGGGCGGGCGGUCACAGCUGGUGGUACUGGAACUGUGUGCGGAGUCGCUACGGCGUCGCCUGCAGAGGGCGCCGCUGUCGUGGCACGAGUUUGCCGCACUGGCGCACGGACUAGCCGCGGCGUUGGCGCACUUGCACACACCUGCGGCAACUAAACCUUGUGUGGUACAUCGGGACGUCAACAGCGGUAAUGUGCUAGUCUCAUCCGACGGCACCGCUCGCCUCGCCGACCUUGGGCUGGCUCAACCGUUGCUGCCGAGAAGGGACCAUUCGACCCCCAGUCGAAUAACUGAAGCUGGUACUUUACGCUACCUCUCACCGGAAGCUCUAGAGGGCGCUCUAGACCUAAGCGGCGCUCGAGCAGCGUUAUGUGCUGUAGAUGUCUUCGCUUUGGGCUUAGUGCUGUGGGAGAUGCUGUGGAGGUGCAAAGGGGCCCACGCUAGGGUGCCCCCUUACGCGCCCCCUUACCAACACCAUGGGUUACCACCCAAGCCAUCGCUGACUCAGAUGCAGACAUUGGUUUCCCGAAAUAAGUCCCGACCGCCACUCCCUAAGGGACCUGUCCCGGAAAACCGCGCCCUAAAGAUAGCCACAGACACCUGCGACGAGUGCUGGGACCAUGAUGCUGAGGCCAGAUUAACAGCAGUCUGCGUGGAAGAACGAAUGGCUGAGCUCAAAAUGAUGUUGCAAGUCCAAGGGCCGGUUAUACACGACAACAAUUUACACCCGCAUCCGCCUGCUACAUCGGAGCUUCCCUCGUCGCCAGAUUCGGAUAAAAACUCCAACUGCACCCUAGUACAAAAUGGUGACGUCACAACCCCUCUCUUAUAUCCCGACCCGCACAUAGGCAGAAACGCAUGCAUAGAACGGAACACAAACACAAACACACAGAUACACACAGUAGAACUCAUACACAAAAGUCUCAAGGACAUCACCGUACCGGAACCGAGACGACAAAAUGUAGAAGAAAAUUGUUUAUCAGUAGCAAGGCUUACUAGAGCACAAACAAGAGAACAUACGGACAGAUUAAACGAAAUAAGAUCGUAUCAAAGGCCACUAGACUAUGUACCCAACGAUGUUACAUCACAUGAUAUAGACAGAGUCAAACAAACUAAUUUACACCAUGAAAAAGACAAACCGAAAUGGGGUAUACGAAAGUUUUUCGAAAAGAAACUCAAACCUAAAGAAACCGAAGUGAAAUUAGAACAUUCUAGUAAUACAACGCAGAAUGGGAAGACUAAAACCUCUUUAGUUGAUAAACCUAGUAAUAUAAAUUUCGACCGACCGACGAAUUUGGUUUUAAACGACGAUAUAGCUUUUAACUUUGGUCCAGGAACAUUGUCGCCACCAAACAUGACGUUAUCUCCUACAAUGAUAAUUGAAUCAGAGAUGAACACGGACAAAAUGUUUAAAGAAAUACCCUCCCUCGAUGAGAGAAACCAAAUCUUCGCUGUCAUAGUUCCAAAAGUAAUACAAGCAGAUUUGAAUCACAGUAAAACUUCGAAAGGUAGUUCUGAAAGCCUUAAGCGAUCAGUUCGAACAUCUAUGUCCUCGCAGAGUAUUUUCAAAGCAGGCAGCUCCGAAUCUGAGGAUUCUACAAUAAAAAAACGUCUUAGCUGCGACAAUAAAAUAAUAACGAAUUCAAACAGCGGUCGAUCAUCAAGAGCUAGUAUUAAUUUGGAACUCCAAUACAUUGAUAACAGCCAAAACGAAAAUUACAAUGUCGAAAGCCCGUUCGAUUUGAACUCCGACUGUUCUUCAUCAGAAGACGAACAUCUCAUGUUGCUAUCCGAAAAUGGCGGAUCAAAAAUAACUAUGCACGCGAUACCCAGAAAUCUGGACGACAAAAAGAAAAACGAGGUGUUAAAAGAAGCGACACAAACAAAAACGGAUUUCAGUUUUAACAAAUUCCACAAUAAAUACACAAAUUUCGACAACGAAUUCAGCGAUCCGCACGACAAAGAAAAUUUAGUUAACGGUUAUAGUGGAGAUAAUCCAGUUUAUUUAGCCGCCCUUAGUGGUGAGUUAAACGCUACGGCUCUGAAGCUAAUGCCAUCGGGUAGUUCCGAACCGGAACACCCAAAAUCGCCUAAACCAUGUCUAAAGUCUCUAUCAAUUAAGCGGCAGCAUUCUUUAGAACAAGUCAGCGAUAUAUUCUCGUCGUCUAGUGAUGUGAACUUACAAAAUCCGGCUGGAAGAGUCAAAACUCCUGGGGAUUUACCCGUCGCUGUCAGAAGGGCGAGGAGAGACAGGGCUCUGCAAAAAGGCAGGGCGAGUGAAUGUAAUAGACUGAGUUUGUAUGACGAUAGAAUGAUGUUCGGGAAUAGUUUGUAAAUUUGAAUUUUAUUCGUACAACCGAUUUUCUUCAAACAAGUGCGAAUUUUCGAUCGAAAUUGUCGAGUUAUUAAACUUUAAAGUAAUUUUUAAAUUAAUAAGGUUUCUUUUCUUAAUUUUUUGCAACGGAUUCAAGCGCUGCUCUACGAAGAAGCCCACAACCAACUUGUUGGGGGUUCUUCUUAGAACAGCUCUUUUUGUUUUUACCAUUCAGUGUCACUUGAUAUAUGUGCGGUUGUGAUAAAUACAGUACAAUUCGAAAAGAACCGAUAUAAUCGAUAAUUACAAAACGGGCAACAACAAUACUCAGCCGGUAAUGUUUCGAUGGAUAUUUCACACAUGUUUGGAAAAGUCAUUUUAUUAUUGUGAUAUUAUUCUCUUUGGAUUGCAUCUUGGUAGCGGUUUCAACUCUUUUUAAAGGUUUUGCAUUCAUUAUUUAUACAUUGCCGUAAUCUUUUAGGUGCAUACCGAUUUAAACUUUGGAUUAUUUAUUAAAAUGAAUGGACAAAUAAUAAAACCAACUUUUAGGCAAAUAGUAAAAUUUAAA
This is a messenger RNA of Pararge aegeria (speckled wood butterfly), 4873 nucleotides long. RefSeq names its product probable serine/threonine-protein kinase DDB_G0278901. The coding region runs from base 688 to 4326 and encodes 1212 amino acids. The transcript has 12 exons. Gene Ontology annotation, molecular function: ATP binding; transforming growth factor beta receptor activity. Gene Ontology annotation, biological process: cellular response to growth factor stimulus; BMP signaling pathway; protein phosphorylation. Gene Ontology annotation, cellular component: signaling receptor complex; plasma membrane. The record is from RefSeq and is a predicted model, not a curated record. NCBI's taxonomy places the organism in Eukaryota, Metazoa, Arthropoda, Insecta, Lepidoptera, Nymphalidae.